GAAUGUCCCUGCCUCGCAGUCCACUAUGAUGAUGAGAGGCUCUUGCAGUUCAUCACUGGUACCCCUCACUGCAAGACUGUGAGUCCAGCCUCUUUGUGCCAGGAUUGAUGUCUCUGGUGGCUUUUAGGUGAGCCGGACGCAACAGGACAGCAGGAUACUAGUUUUGGCCUAUGGGAAUACUUAACUUCUCACCAUUGGAGAGAAACAACACAAUAAUCAGAUUUUGAGUAAAGGGAUUUUCUACACCAACACCAUCAACGUUUCUCUGUUCUUCUCCACGGACAUAGCCUUUACCCCAGAUUUUUUUAGACAACCAUGUCCAGGAGAAAGGUGAGAGGCCUGACCCGUAUGGGCCGUCAGGUCAGCGAGGACCCAGACCUGGACAACCUGCUGUCCACUCUCUCCCCUGAGGAGAUGGAGGAGCUUCAGAAGGACAUGAUGAAAGAGCCAGACCUAAACCCAGAGGAUGGGAAGACCAUUGUCCAAGGGGAGAGCCAACCAAUGCAGCCACCAACAAGCAACAAUACUGGGGACACUAAACUGGACAGCAGACGGCGGAGUGAGCCUAAAGGGAGGCUCAGUCAGAAGGAACAGUCAUUUGAGGGUGAGCUGAAGAAGGAGAGCCGGAAGCAGGAAUAUCUGAGAAAAAUGGGCUUAAGCCAGGAGGGGAACGACGACAUGAAAGUAGAGUUACGAAGACAAGCUAGUGUCUCAAGCGAAAGAGAUAUUAAAGUGGACAACAGGAACAGCAAAGGUCCUGAAAGUCUGAAAGAGGAGCGAAGUUGGCUUUCGAGCAGAUACAGGAAGCAGGAGAGCAAAGAGAGUGAUGUGAAAGAUGAGAUGAAAGAAAAACAUGAAGACAAUAAGAUAAGAGACAGAAGAGAAAACAGAGAGAGCACAGGCAGCAAAACGAAGGAUAUGAUCUCAAAAUUACAGGAGAGAAGGGAUGACAGCCGAGAGAAGGAGAGGAAAGAAGACUGCAAGAGAAAAGAUGACAGUAAAACCAAAGACAUUAUCUCAAAGCUGCAAGAAAAACGUGAAAAGGAUGUGGGCAAGGAAAAGGAGAGAAAAAGCGAGACUUUCAGGACACAAGGACUUGUCUCCAAAAUGUUGGAGAAGCAGAGCAAGGCACAAGAGAGCCAGACUCCAGAGAGUAAACCUGACGAGAAGAAGCCUAAAGCAGAGGAGAAACAAGCCGAAGAUAAAAAGAAGCCUGAUGUCAAACUUGAGCGACAAGCAUCAGAGAGGGCCGAGUUGCAGCAGAAACAUGACAAGGCAGAAAAAAGAACACAGAGAGAAGAGCUGGUUAACCACAGUGACCAUGUGAAAGAGAAGGAGAAGAAUAUUAGCACAGAGAAAAAAGUAGGGCAGAAAAAGGAGAAAGAGGAUAUUAAAGGUAAAGUUAAGAAAGCACAGGAAACUGAGACACUUGGCAAUUGCGUGGCCAAAACCACCCCAAACAGCAAGGAGAAAGAGGAAGACGAGGAGGACGAAGACUCCAGCAUGUUUGAUGAGUUGCUGGAGCAGGUUCGAAGCAACGAUCCCUCCCUCACUGAGCUCAAUGUCAACAACUCAGAGGUCAUAAAGACAAGAACACUCAUCGAAUUUGCAGAGGCUUUGCACAACAACACCCACAUUAAGAAGUUUGCUUUGGCUAACUGCCGUGCGGACGACCAUGUGGCUUAUGCCAUUGCAGGCACACUACGCAACAACAAGACUAUCACAAGCAUCAACCUGGACUCCAACCACCUCACUGGGAAGGGCAUCCUGUCUCUGAUCCAGGCACUGCAAUACAACUCCACACUGACUGAGCUUCGCUUUCAAAACCAGCGUCACAUCUGUGGUGGGAAGACUGAGAUGGAGAUGACCAAGAUCCUCAAAGAAAACACCACCCUGCUCAAACUGGGCUACCACUUUGAAUUAGCUGGACCCAGAAUGACCACGACAAACAUACUGAGUCGCAACAUGGACCGACAGAGGCAGAAGCGCCUGCAGGAGCAGAAGCAGGCCCAGGCCAAUGGGGAGAAGAAGGGGACAUUGGAGGUACCCAAAACAGGUGGUGGAGGAUCUCUUAGAAGCUCACCCAAAGCUUCCCCCAAACCUUCUCCCAUACCUUCACCAAUGCCAUCACCAAAGCUGACUCCUAAAAGAGGAGCUGGAAGUCCUGCUCCACCGCCACCUCCACCUCCACCUGGGGGUGGACCACCACCUCCACCACCUCCACCGCUGGAUAUAGACUCCCUGAGGAACUCUCUGACUCCAGUGUCACAGAGGAAGCUAAAUGGAAAAAGCCCAGGCGGUAGUAAGAACUCAAGGGACCAACUGCUGGCCUCAAUCAGAGGAAGCAAUAUUAAACAGCUCAAGAAGGUGCCAGUGCCAAAGUGGUUGCAGUAAUAUAGGUUGCUGGAAUAUAAAGUGAAAAAUAAGAGAGAGGGCGAGCAGACAUCUCACCAUAGGUUGUCAAGGAGAUAAACUCUACAUUCCCCCGGGAUGCAGUCAAGUAGGAUGAACAGAGGAGGGGAAACAUGAGAUGCCCAUUGGUUAGAUGACUAGCCCUCACUAUGAGUUCUCCCCCUCAAACACUGGACCAAAAGGACUCUGUGGAGAAUGAGUGAUGUAGGGCUCUCUAUUAGCUGUCUGCAGAGAGUGCCAUGAAUUUUGUGGUUGUUUGUAUUCCGUUCAUAUUGAUGCUUUGCUGGUUAUUUGCACUAGAUAAUAUGAAGCCGAUCAUAUAACAUGUUGGCUUGUAUAUGUAUCUGAAUGUGAGCGUGGUGGAGUCUGCGAUGAGCUUAAUAAGAGAUUCAAAUAACUAUAAAAUUCUAAUAUACAAAAGUUUAUCAGUGAUAUAGUGGACAUUAAUUUGACCAUUUAUUUAUUUGUGGAGUUUGUUGGAAUCCACCUUAUACUUGUAAGUUGUAAAUCUGAUCAAACUGGGAAUUCUGAAAUGGCAGAAAUAUCAGGGAAUUAACAAACAUGGCGACCUGACUUAAGAAAAUCUGGGUAAGAUAAAAAAAAAGGUCACAGUAGUCUUUGAUUGCGUGUCUCAUUGCCAAAUCUCAAGACAUCUCAGGCAGGGUUUAAUGGAUUGGAAAGCAGCUCAAAGGAAUCCUGGUGCAUGACGAAAAAGGUUUUGCAAGGAAAUAGUUACAAAAAGCAUUUUUAUCAGGAAAUGCAAAUGGCUGCCCUUCAAUAUCUGAUGUCAUAUUUUGUACAGAAUCAUUGUAGCCUGGGUGUUUGCAUACCGUGCAUAAUUUGUCAUGUAAUCAACAUGCAUUAACCUUAGAGGGAUUUGGAAACCAUCACUGCCUUAAUAUCAACAUUUCUGUUGAUUUAAGCUAUUCUUUAAAAUGAUUGUCAUUUCUAAAGGAAUUUAAUGUGAUAAAUGUGAUGAACUAAAAUCAGAGGGGCACUUAUACUACAUGUACUGUGCAAGGAUUCUCUGUCAUAUCUGACUACACAUGACUUUCUUACAGAGCCUGUAAGUCUUCAAUAAAAGACUCUGGUAUGUUUGCAAUGACAACUGUAAUGUUAUGCCUGGCUGUUAUUAUCAAGAAGAAUAUGUACAGUAAGUGUAAAAUGAAAUACAAAUGACUUCUGAAAUAUUUUUCAGUAUGAUAAAUCAAGGUAUGUAUGCAUUAAUAUCUGUUGAGCUGACAUUCAUUUCAGUUGGUUUACACUUGAUAUGAAAUUGUACACUGUUUAUAAUAUAGUCCAGAUCUAGUUAUUGUUAGGACUAUAUGCACAAAAGCUAGAAAAAAGCUAGAUAUGUCUCAAUAUGCAACAGCCAACCUGUAAUAUCUCUAAGUAGAUUUAAAAGACUUGCAAGUCUGUAAUCCUGCGUGUGAAUCCUGACAGCUGAGUUACUUGGGUUAAUUUAACUCAACACUCAUGCGCGUGCCUGUGCUUCUGCAACCAGAAAAAACAUUUGGACUUCUGUUACUCUUUACAUUACAUGUUUGAGCAGCAGGGGAACAGUGGGAGAUGCUCCAGUGUCUACCCACCAUCAUCCUGGGUGUUCACUGGAGAACAGGAGAACAGCACCACCAGCAGCAGGCCAUUUUAUGUCGCCAUCUCCCUGGCUCAGCCUCUGCAUCCAUGAAAUGCCUAUAUUUGGGCAUUUCUCAAUGAAAGCUUGCUUUGUGAUUCAUUCCUUUCUCGUUCCUAAUAAUGGGCUGCAGGCCAGCGGUCUGUCUCUCAGCUGUAGCUGCUUCCCUGACCAACAGCACUGAUCUCAGAUGGAGGAAAAAGAAGGGAAAGAAUGAAAAUGUUAAAAUUACAUGUUGUCCAGCACCAACAAAGAGGAUCUGAGGAGAAUGGGUAAUCAUUUGUUUGC
Molecule: messenger RNA, 4333 nt
Organism: Scatophagus argus
Lineage: Eukaryota; Metazoa; Chordata; Actinopteri; Scatophagidae
Gene: lmod1b
Product: leiomodin 1b (smooth muscle)
Exons: 3
Coding region: 316-2394 (692 amino acids)
Biological process (GO): myofibril assembly; muscle contraction; pointed-end actin filament capping
Cellular component (GO): striated muscle thin filament; myofibril
Molecular function (GO): tropomyosin binding; actin binding
Source: RefSeq, a predicted model, not a curated record